Molecule: messenger RNA, 771 nt
Organism: Ruditapes philippinarum (Manila clam)
Lineage: Eukaryota; Metazoa; Mollusca; Bivalvia; Venerida; Veneridae
Exons: 6
Coding region: 1-771 (256 amino acids)
Biological process (GO): mannosyl-inositol phosphorylceramide biosynthetic process
Molecular function (GO): mannosyltransferase activity
Source: RefSeq, a predicted model, not a curated record
AUGGCGAGGGCGCGCGGGGCGAAAACACGCUCAUCAGCGGGGUAUGGGGCAAAACGUCGGGAUCUAAUUUGCGGUGUUACAAGGCCUCACACUCCCAUUCCGGGUAAAAUACCACAACACAUUCAUCAAAUCUUUUUCUAUGAAACAAGCAGUCAUCUACCAGAUAAACUUGUAAAAGCUAAAAAUAGUUGGAUACAGUACCAUCCGAACUACACGUACACUUUAUGGAACAAAACUUCUAUAAAAAGUCUUUUAGAAAGAGAGUAUCCGUUCCUAAGGAAACUUUACGACAGUUAUGGGAACUGGGUCAGACGAGCUGACGUUGCACGUUAUCUCGUGCUUUAUCAUUAUGGAGGCUGGUAUGUGGACAUGGACGUUGCUUGCCGUCGAAGUGUGAGAACUUUAGAACAAGAGGCACAGGAACUCAAUAAAACUGCAAUUCUCCGGUUAACCGAGCCAGUUGGAUUUUCUAACGAUUUUAUUGGGAUUUCUGAACGUCAUCCAUUUUUAUUUUCCGUCCUGACGUCACUCCACAUGUCCAAUAGAUGGUUUAUUUUUCCAUACGCCAAUACCAUGUUUUCUACAGGACCAACGUUCCUAUGGGGACGUGUGAGAACUUUAGAACAAGAGGCACAGGAACUCAAUAAAACUGCAAUUCUCAGGGAGCUUUUCAUCGUGGCAGGAAACAGAAUUCUUGUCUUUGAAGAGGUUAAAACUAAUAAAGACAUUGUUGAGCAUCAGCUUCCGUUAACGGCGCAGACGUUGAUAUGA